Molecule: messenger RNA, 1913 nt
Organism: Argiope bruennichi
Lineage: Eukaryota; Metazoa; Arthropoda; Arachnida; Araneae; Araneidae
Product: glutathione synthetase-like
Exons: 12
Coding region: 278-1693 (471 amino acids)
Biological process (GO): glutathione biosynthetic process
Cellular component (GO): cytosol
Molecular function (GO): ATP binding; glutathione synthase activity; glutathione binding
Source: RefSeq, a predicted model, not a curated record
ACGGAUAUCUUAUUUACUGAACGGUUCUUAUCUAUCUUGUUGUUUCUAACCGCUAGGCUUUCAUGACUAGCAUCUGAUCGUCUGCUUCAGAACCUCGAAUUUCGAAACGAGAACAGUUAUUACCAUUGUAUACAGUUUCUUUCUCCUACUUAAAUUUUUAAUCGCUUUCUUUUUUGAAGGACCUUUUAAGUUAUAUUUAAAUGCUAGAAGUUUAACACGUCCUAUAGCAUUUGGCUUACCUAUUUGAAUUGUCCACUUAAAUUUCUAAAACGAAAUAAUGGAAGGACACAUUCUGAAUACAAGAUAUGGACUCGAUGAUGAAAAUUUAACAUCGAUUAGUGAAGCUGCGAAAGAUUACGCUUUAUUUAAAGGCAUUGCUAUGAGAACUCGAGAUUUGGAUAUGGAUGUAAGAGUACCAGUUCCAGUUUGUCUUGUUCCAUCACCUUUUCCUAAGACGUGGUUUCAGCAUGUUGGUGAUUUGCAGCCAUAUUUAAAUUUUAUCCUGCAUAAGGUAGCUUAUUCUAAAGAUAUCUUGAAAGAAUGUUUAGCCAGCACAAUGGAAGUUGACGAAUUUACUCGAAAUAUUUUUAAAAUCUAUGAAGCUGUGGAACAUGAUGAGCAACUAUCUUUAGGUCUUAUUCGAUCAGAUUAUUUAUUAAAUUCUGAUUCAGAGGGUAGGAUAACUGGUAUAAAACAAGUUGAAAAUAAUACAAUUGCUUCCUCAUUUGGGGGCUUAGCACCAAUUGUUAGAGAACUUCAUGAGUUUGUGUUAGAAAGACUUGGUCUGAAAGGAUUUGAAAGUAGGUUGCCAACCAACCAAUCAGUUUUCACAUUAGCCCAAGGUAUAAUAUCAGCCUGGGAUGCAUAUACUAACACCAGUGCCGUCGUUCUUUUUGUUGUUGAAGAUGUCACUUACAAUAUAUGUGACCAAAGAGCUUUAGAAUAUGCUCUUUUAGAAUAUGAAAGCAGAUUAGAGGUUUUACGAUGUUCCUUUAAAGAGCUUCGAUCUUGUGCUGUGUUAAAAGGAAGAACAUUAUUAGUGAAAGACAAAGAAGUUGCUGUUGUGUAUUACCGUAAUGGUUACAUGCCUGAUCAGCUUGAACCUGAGGAUUGGGAAGUUAGAUUGUUAAUGGAGCGUUCAAAAGCAAUUAAGUGUCCUUCAGUUGGAUUGCAUUUAGCUGGAACCAAGAAGGUGCAAUUAUAUUUGAGCAAACCUGGGGUUCUUGAAAGAUUUGUUAAAAAGGAAAUUGCUGAACAGAUACGAGAAUUAUUUGUUGACCAGUAUGCUCUAGAUAUGGGACCAGAUGGCGAUAAAGCUGUACAAAUGGGUAUUAAAGAUCCAGACAAAUAUGUUUUAAAGCCAGAAAGAGAAGGUGGAGGCAAUAAUUUAUAUGGAGAGGAUUUGAAAAAUCUUCUUGAGAAAAUUCAAGAUUCUGAAGAAAGGAAAGCCUAUAUUUUGAUGGAACGCAUAAAUCCUCCCCUUAUUCCAAAUUGCAUCAUUCGCAGAGAUAAUAAGCCAGAAUUUACUAAUGUUAUUUGUGAAUUGGGCAUUUUUGGUACUAUUCUUGGAAAUAAAGAAGAUAUUUAUGUAAAUAACUUAGCUGGCCAUCUCAUUCGAAGUAAAGGAAUAGAUACAGCAGAAUGUGGCAUUGCUGCUGGUUUUGGAGCUUUGGAUUCUCCAUUUUUGGAAUAAUCUUAUUAAACUUUGGCAUAUCUUAAAUUGCUAUUUAAAAUAUGCCUUUUUACAAAUAAUUUUUUAAAAAUUUAUUUGUUCAAAUCCAUUUUUUUCCUGAACAAUGUACAAUAAUUAUAAUUUUUACAUAAUUAUUUUGUAAAUAUUAUUAUAUGUCAUGAAAUGAAAAUUUUGAUUUGAAGAUCACCGAUACCUGAUUAUAAACGUUUUUGUAUUAUGC